This is a messenger RNA of Manis pentadactyla (Chinese pangolin), 2385 nucleotides long. It is a transcript of the gene LRRC24, whose product is annotated as leucine rich repeat containing 24. The transcript has 5 exons. The coding region runs from base 54 to 1712 and encodes 552 amino acids. NCBI's taxonomy places the organism in Eukaryota, Metazoa, Chordata, Mammalia, Pholidota, Manidae. The record is from RefSeq and is a predicted model, not a curated record. Gene Ontology annotation, molecular function: protein binding.
CAGCGGGGAGCCGCGCCGCGGGAGCGUCAGGCGCAGGAUGCUGGCCUCGUUCUAUGCUCUUUGCUGGCUCUGAAAUGUUAGGGGCAGCCCGCCACCCUGUGUUUCAGGAGGCACAUCCCACCCGGGGCCAGACUGCGAGGAGGCCGCAGCUCCGCGGUCUGCGGCCAGUCCCGCGAGAGAUGGCCCCGGCGGCGUCCCCUCUGCUGCUGCUGCUGCUGGCGCUGCUGGCCCUGCCCGGUCUCCCGCCCCGCGCCGCCGGCUGCCCCGCUGCCUGCCGCUGCUACAGCGCCACGGUGGAGUGCGGUGCGCUGCGGCUGCGCGUCGUCCCGCCCGGAAUCCCGCCUGGGACGCAGACGCUUUUCCUGCAAGACAACACCAUCGCACACCUAGAGCCCGGAGUCCUCUCGCCCCUCGCCACUCUGCGCCGUCUCUACCUGCACAACAACAGCCUACGUGCCCUGGAGUCAGGCACCUUCCACGCGCAGUCGCGUCUACUGGAGUUGGCGCUCACCGGCAACAGGCUGCAGGGCCUGCGUGUCGGCGCUUUUGCAGGCCUGGCCCAGCUGCGUGCCCUCUACUUGGCUGGCAACCAGCUGGUGCAGCUGCUGGAUUUCACCUUCCUGCACCUGCCGCGACUGCAGGAGCUGCACCUUCAGGAGAACAGCAUUGAGCUGCUGGAGGACCAAGCCCUGGCAGGGCUUUCCUCACUAGCACUGCUGGACCUCAGCAGGAACCAGCUGGGUACCAUCAGCCAUGAGGCCCUGCAGCCUCUGGCCAGCCUGCAGGUUCUGCACCUCACAGAGAACCCGUGGCGUUGCGACUGUGCCCUGCACUGGUUGGGAGCCUGGAUCAAGGAGAGGGGCAAGCGGCUGCUCAGCUCUAGGGACAAGAAGAUCACGUGUGCAGAGCCCCCGCGCUUGGCACUUCAGAGUCUCCUGGAUGUAUCUGGCAGUAGCCUCAUCUGCAUCCCGCCCUCCGUGCAUGUGGAGCCGCUGGAGAUGACAGCCAACCUGGGUGAGGACCUGCGGGUUGCCUGCCAGGCUUCCGGGUAUCCACAGCCCCUGGUGACUUGGAGAAAGAUGGCCCAGCCCCGUGAGAGGCAGCCGCUGGGCCAGGCCCAGCCAGAAGGCGGGUCACCAGGCCUGGGUGGGCAUGCGGCCUCCGACACGGGCAGCGGCAUGCUCUUCCUCACGAACAUCACCCUCGCCCACGCUGGCAAGUACGAGUGCGAGGCCUCCAACGCCGGCGGCGCCGCCCGCGUGCCCUUCCAGCUUCUGGUCAACCUGUCCCAACAGCAGCAGCUGCAGUUGGCGCCUCCGCCGGCCCCGGCCGCCGGCACUGUCAGCCACGAGAUCCUGCACGAAGCGGGCAGCAUGGCCUUCCGCGCCCUGGGCCUGGCCACGCAGACGGCCGUGGCGGCGGCCAUCGCUCUGCUGGCGCUCACGGCGCUGCUGCUGGCGGCCCUGAUCUGCCGCCGGCGGCGCAGGCGGAAAAAGUCACCUGGGCCGCCGGGAGAGGGCGCGCUGUUCGUCAACGACUACUCAGACGGGCCCUGCACCUUCGCGCAGCUCGAGGAGCUUCGCGACGAGAGGGGCCACGAGAUGUUUGUCAUCGAUCGCUCCAAGCCACUCUUCGCCGAGGGCCCGGUGGUGGCCGAGGGCGGGGCGCCCGGGCCUGCGCAGGAGCUCCCGCUGCAGCCUCCCGCCGACUAGAAGAUCCGCGGCUGAAGGGCGGGGGCAAGGCGCGCGGCGCGAGCUGAUGACGUACGUCCCGUGGACUCGUCUCGCGCAUGCGCAAUCAGUAAAGAGUGGAAGCUGCGCAGUGUGCGGCGAGACGUGUGUGGGGCCCAGGGUUGGUAAGCAGGCUCCUGCGGAACCUCCGCCCUGCAAAGAGAAGUCCUCGGGUGCGAACGGAGGGUUACCAGAGAGGCUCCCAACACCCCCACUGAGGCCCUCUAGAAACGACCCCUUCCAGAAUCACCCAACCUCUGGCUCUGCAGGGCCUGACCCUGGCCCCACCGCGCUGGAGGAUGCUAGGCCUCCCCAGGGUGAAGGAACCACGGACUGCAGAGGUGCCCACAUGGGCUGCCAUGCUGGUGGAGGCACCUAGGGAAGCAGAAGGGGCAACAGACUGGAAGAUUGCUGCUGCCCGGUGGUCAUGCUGGGAGAGACAGCAGAGACAGGGAUAAGUUAUUCUGACCAAUUAUGACAGAAAAAACAGCCACAAAUUUAAGUUCCAAACACACUGCACAUUGUACCUUAAUGACACCCUCUGACCCCAAAGCCCAGCCAACGACAGCUGGUCCCCCGGUGCCAGAGAAGGGAGAACUGUGAGGCCCUUGGGUGCAUGGGGACCCAGCUUCAACCCCACAGCAGUCUGCUCUUG